GAGAAAGAGGAAGUUGCGCGGAAGUUUCAAAUUACGUUCCUACGCGCACUUCUCCAUAUUUGGGGUCACCGAAGCCCGGAUGUUGAGAAAGAAGACGAGCUUGGAAACGUAGUAGUCAAUUAGUAUUUAUUCAAAAUGGGGAAUGAGACCUCAUUACCUAUGGAGCUCUGCUCUACAUUUGAUGCAGAUGAAAUCAAACGACUUGGCAAACGAUUUAAAAAACUAGAUUUAGAUAACUCAGGAUCUCUUAGCGUAGAUGAAUUUAUGUCACUACCAGAACUACAGCAAAAUCCUUUAGUACAACGUGUAAUUGAUAUAUUUGACACAGAUGGCAAUGGUGAAGUAGACUUUAAAGAAUUUAUAGAUGGCGUUUCUCAAUUUAGUGUUAAAGGUGACAAAGAGUCGAAAUUAAGGUUCGCAUUUAAAAUUUACGACAUGGACAAAGAUGGAUAUAUAUCUAAUGGCGAACUGUUUCAAGUGUUAAAAAUGAUGGUAGGCUCGAAUUUAAAAGAUGCCCAACUGCAACAGAUUGUCGACAAAACAAUUAUACAUGCUGAUGCGGAUGGCGAUGGCAAAAUCUCAUUUGAAGAGUUCUGCUCUGUGGUAGGUACUAUGGAUGUUCAUAAAAAGAUGGUUGUAGACAUUUAGCACCAACCCUGUGAAUAGACAUCUUGCAAUCUGACCUGCGUCUAUGUGGAGUUACCAUCUACUCAAUGUUACACAUCAUACUAUUACAAUAUUGCCUUGGAUACAUAAUAUGUCAACAAUAUUGUCAUAGACACAACACAUCAUACCAAAAUGUUGCCAUGGAAACAGCAUACCAUAUAUGGACAAUAUUUUUAUGGAAAACAACAUGGAUUCAUUUACCUCAAGGAUAUAAGAGCACAUACAGCUGAAUUAGGAUCAAGAUAUAACAACAUCAGAUUUUUGAAAACCCUUAUCUUGGGUUACAUAGAAGCUAGAAUCACUAAAAAUGAAAUAUUGGAUGAUGCAUAGUUCUCAAGAUGAACACACAAAUGUAAAGUGGAGUCAUUUACAGAUAUGGAUAUAUUUACAACUUGGUUGAAUAGAGGCUAAAAUAUCUUGUGCUACUACAUACCUACAUCAAUGGAAAUCAAAAUGCGUUCAUUGAGUGUAUAGUGUUUUUCACUGGCCAGGUCACUGAGAUAUAUGUACAUAAGAUACUGUGUACAGGCCCCCUGAAAUAGACCACUCCUUGGUAGUCAUGUGAUCUUUAUGAUUUCUUUCUCAUUCUCUGUUCUUAUUCUUGAACAGUUGAGAAUUCAACCAUAUAAGGUGGUCAUACAAUGCAAUGAUUUAUAAGAUGAUCCUGUAAGAAUCUUGGAAUGGUCAUGCAGGAAUCGUGCAAUGAUGCAAGAAUUGUGCAAUGAUGCAAGAAUCGUGUACUGAUCAUGCAAGAUUCAUAUGGUGGUCGUGAAAGAAUUGUAUGAUUAUCAGACUGGAAUCAUGUGAUG
Owenia fusiformis is the source of this 1475-nucleotide messenger RNA. The record is from the annotation of a GenBank genome assembly. NCBI's taxonomy places the organism in Eukaryota, Metazoa, Annelida, Polychaeta, Sabellida, Oweniidae.